AUGCACGCCCCGCCCACAGGAUUGCCGUAUGCCAUUUACUAUACGGCACUUGCAGUUAUCGCUGUUCCAGCCAAUUUAGCGGCGAUCGUGGUUUUGUCACAAAACAAAUGCGGUCUGUCCAAAUGCAUCACUCGCUACCUGCUGUCCAUGUCAGUGACGGAUCUUCUUGUCAUUAUCACCGCGGUCAUAAUCAACAGGAUCGGUGGGAUUUACUUUGCGGGCAGCUUCCUAUCCAUCACCCCAGUCUGUAGUCUUACUAUUGCGGUGACAUAUGCAGCCAGGGUCAGUUCCGUCUGGUUAACGGUGACUUUCACCUUUGAUCGGUUUGUAGCUAUUUCUUGUCAGAAGCUGAAAGCAAAAUAUUGCACCGAGAAAACAGCAACAGUGGUCAUAGGAACAGUGUGUGUGUUGGGAUUUUUGAGCAAUAUCCCAUGGUAUUUUAUACACGAGCCUAUCUAUAUAAUCGACAACGUUCCGUGGUAUUGCAGGCUGAAGGAAAUCCGUUACACUUCGCCAGUGUGGACAGCACUGGACUGGUUUGAUAGAAUUUCCACCCCGUGUCUCCCGUUCCUCCUGAUUUUGCUGCUGAACGCGCUGACGGUGAGAUACAUCCUGGCGGCCAGCAGAGCCCGCAGGAGGCUCCGGGCCCAGAGCAAUGGACAGACUCAGAGCGACCCAGAGAUGGAAAGUCGAAGGAAGUCCAUCAUUUUGCUCUUCACUAUCUCCGGAAGUUUCAUCCUCUUGUGGAUGACGUAUGUUGUACAGUUCCUGUACGUCCGCAUCACAAACGACUACAACUUCAAAAGCUUCAAUGACCCCAAGUUUAUUCUCCAGGAAGCCGGAAACAUGCUUCAACUCUUGAGCUCUUGCACUAACACCUUCAUUUAUGCAGCAAUCCAGAGAAGAUUCAGGGAAGAGUUAAAGAAAAUGUUUACAUUUCCAUUAAGAAUGUUUCGUGAAUGA
Messenger RNA from Leucoraja erinaceus (little skate), 963 nucleotides. RefSeq names its product probable G-protein coupled receptor 139. The coding region runs from base 1 to 963 and encodes 320 amino acids. The transcript has 2 exons. Gene Ontology annotation, cellular component: membrane. Gene Ontology annotation, molecular function: G protein-coupled receptor activity. Lineage: Eukaryota; Metazoa; Chordata; Chondrichthyes; Rajiformes; Rajidae. Gene Ontology annotation, biological process: G protein-coupled receptor signaling pathway. The record is from RefSeq and is a predicted model, not a curated record.